GUGCCCCAUCAUUGGUGUCAGUGGGAGGAAUAGUGCCCCAUCGUUAGUGUCAGUGGGAGGAAUAGUGCCCCAUCAUUGGUGUCAGUGGGAGGAAUAAUGCUCCAUCAUUGAUGUCAGUGGAAGGAAUAGUGCCCCAUUGUUGGUAUCAGUGGGAGGAACAGUACCCCAUCAUUGGUGUCAGUGGGAGGAACAGUGCCCCAUCAUUGGUGUCAGUGGGAGGAAUAGUGCCCCAUCGUUGGUGUCAGUGGAGAGGAAUAUGCCCCAUCAUUGGUGUCAGUGGGAGGAAUAGUGCCCCAUCAUUGGUGUCAGUGGGAGCAAGAGUACCCCAUCAUGAGUGUCAGUGGAAGGAAUAAUGCUCCAUCAUUGAUGUCAGUGGAAGGAAUAGUGCCCCAUUGUUGGUAUCCGUGGGAGGAACAG
This is a messenger RNA of Staurois parvus, 417 nucleotides long. The record is from the annotation of a GenBank genome assembly. NCBI's taxonomy places the organism in Eukaryota, Metazoa, Chordata, Amphibia, Anura, Ranidae.